AUUUCUAUAUGGGAUAAUAUAUAUGGGAUAAUAUAUAUACAAAAUUUGAAAUUCCGCUUUCGGUUCAGGCAUAAAAAUGGAAGAAUACUUGUUUGGCUCCGGCGAACCGUAUUUUGGAUCGGAUCAUCCAAGCUUAAAUCAAAUGUCCGAGUACGAGAUAGAUGCAUUGGAGUUAUGCAAAAUUCAAUUCAUAGAAACAAUCAACCCGUUCUUACUUCUUGAGCAGCUGUUCCUCAGCCAUAUAUUAUCGAAGCAAGUUUACGCCAAUUUUCGUUAUUUAAGAAAUAAUGGCGUGGAUGAAAGGUUCAUCUGUAGAAUUUUAUUUAAUACUUUGCCAUUUUGUAUGAACUUCUGUAACCUUGUUAGAUGUUUAGACAACUGUAAAUAUAUAAAUUUGUCGUCAACCCUAUUCUGGAAUUUGUUCAAAGUGAAAGCUAAGAUAUUUGUCGUGGUACAGAAAGCUUCGCCAUUUCAGCGGCCCCUAUUACGGGAUUUUUCAAGAAAGUUGAAGAGAACAAUCCAUAAUUCCCCUUGUACAAAUAGAAAACGGCUUAUGCGUUUUCUCGCAAAAUUUUACAAGAAGCGAAUAGUCAAAGAAACAGAUACCGACAAACGUCAACUUUUCGCUGAUAAAUACAUAACAGUUAUAGCCGCUGAGAUCGAUGUGUGUGCAAUAACAUUUGAUGAAAACUUACACAAAAGUACAAUCUUCAAACUAAUGAAAAAGAUGAUAAAUGAAACUAGCAACACGUUAAUAACAGAUAUUGGUGUUUAUGGACGCUUAGCAAAUGCUUACGCAAUCGCUGGAAUAUUCUCUGAUAGUGAUGAUAUGUUAAUGAGAGCUACGUGUAUGUCCUACCAUCUAGGUCCGGGCAUUGAAUUGUUCAAUUUAUUUUACACGCACGUAUAUGUACGGCUUUGGAAAUAUGAACAGUAUCCUACACUUGAAUUAAGAGACGCACUAAUGUUUUGGGGAAGGACGGGUUUAAGAAGUUUACAAGAAGAUGAUAAUUACUCUUUGACUGUAUGGAAACGAAAUCUAAUAACAAGAAUGGUUUAUUGUCUGCUAGGGUUAGGAAACAGAACAAAUAUAAUUAAAAAUUGCAUUAUCAAUAUAGAAGGAAUAAAUGAGGCUAGUAAAUUGUUACAAGAUUUCGAGAAAAACAGGUAUGGCAUUGAGAUAAGGCGUUUAAUGCUUUAUAAUGUUGCAAAGGCAAGGUUUAUCGAGUUAACGGAAGAAAACUAUUUGAAAUGUCUUCACUUUCUCCAACAAGCUGUAAUGCAGGCCGAAAGUGGUCGUUUUGAAGAGCUUCGUUUCAUUAAAGAAUAUCAUACUCAAAUGAUGGAAUCGUUUAACAACGCCAUAGCUGAAAGUCUGCUAAAAGCAUUACCUUGGCCUGCUAUUCAAUCUUCUAUACAUGCAUAUGAAGAUGAGCAUUAUAAACACACAAAGACAUUCCUCGCCAGAAAUGAUUUUGAUUCACGUACAAAUGAAUUUGGUAAUGCUGUAAGUUAUGUAGCUAUAUUUUCACCUUCCUUUCAACAUCACUUGCAAUCAAAUUCCAAAAAUUCAGAUGAUUUGUACACGUUCGAACGUUUGAAAUCACCAUGCGGUACCUACUCUUCUAAUGAUUUCCAUCAAAUUAAUGAAUACAGUUAUGGUCGGGAUAACUCAACCUGUUCAACACCGUCAUUUCAUUCAUUAGAACAAGGUGACUUUUACAUUGAUGUGAAUUUAGAACAUUUAUCGUGCGAAACACCACCACACGAUACAAUAAGAUCUGAUUACUGUGAUCUUGCUUGCAACUUUGUACCACAGCGAUCCUCAUUCUCAACACCUUCAUUUCAUUCAUAUCAUUCCUUACAUUGUGUAAAUGAAAAUGAUGUCGUCUUUCUUCUUUCAUCUUACUUGACAGAUGAUGAAUACGAUAAUGAAGUGUUACCGACAAGAUCGGCGUGUUACACUCCAUCUUUCCAUUCAUAUCAUCCACAUUUAGACGAGUCUCAAGUUAUAUUUAGCAACAUACAGUCAUUGAGUUCUACGCCAUCAAUUGCAUCUAAUUCAUAUUUACUUCAUUCCGAGGAAUUUGAAGCAAACAUGACAUCAUUUCUUGCAUAUGCAUUAUCCCGAAAGGAAAAACAGAAGUAUCAUUCAUAUAUCCCACGCUCGAUAUUAUAUCCACGUAACGAACCCACGGACAAUCACUUCUUAUUAAGAGACUCAUGUACAACCCCCUCCUUCCAUUCAUUAUAUCCACGUAACGAACCCACGGACAAUCACGUCUUCUUAAGAGACUCAUGUACAACUCCCUCCUUUCAUUCAUUAUAUCCACGUAACGAACCCACGGACAAUCACGUCUUAUUAAGAGACUCAUGUACAACUCCUUUCUUCAAUUCAUUAUAUCCACGUAACGAACUCAUGGACAAUCACGUCUUAUUAAGAGACUCAUGUACAAUACCCUCCUUUCGUUUAUUAUAUUCAUGUAACGAACCAAUGACAAUCACGUCUUCGUACGAGACUCAUGUACAACUCCCUCCUUCCACUCAUUAUAUCCACGUAACGAACUCACGGACAAUCACGUCUUCUUAGAAGACUCAUGUACAACUCCCUCCUUCCAUUCAUUAUAUCCAAGUAACGAACCCACGGACAAUCACGUCUUAUUAAGAGACUUAUGUACAACUCCUUUCUUCCAUUCAUUAUAUUCAGGUAACGAACUCAUGGACAAUCACGUCUUUUUUAGAGACUCAUGUACCACUCCUUCCUUCCAUUCAUUAUAUCCACGUAACGAACUCACGGACAAUCACGUUUUAUUAAGAAACUCGUGUAAAACACCCUCCUUCCAUUCAAGAUAUUCAAGUAACUAACACAUGAACUAUCACAUCUUAUUAAGAGACGAGACUCAUCUACAACUGAACUCCCUCCUUUCAUUCAUUUAAUUUACGUAACGAACACAUUGACAAUCACGUCUUAUUAAGAGACCCGUAUACAACACCCUCCUUCCAUUCAUUAUAUUGAUGUAACGAACACAUGGACAACAACGUCUUAAUAAGAGACACUGGUACAACACACGUUUUUGAUUUAUCAUAUUUACGUUUUGAACACAUGGAUAAUCACGUCUUAUUAAGAGACCUGUAUACACAGACUUUUUCCAUUCAUUAUAUUCACGUAACGAGCACAUGGACAAUUAUGUCUAAUUAGAAGACACUUGUACAACUCCAUUUUUCAGUUAAUACAUUCACGUCAUGAACACAAAUACAAUUACAUCUUGUUUAUACAGAACAUUGUACAACUCCUUACUUUAAUUCAUGGUAUGCACGUAACGACAAAUGGACAAUCACAUUUUAGAAACCCUUGUACAUCUCAAAAUGUUGAAAAUGAAUUAAGAAAUAAAAUAUUAUCAAGAGAAUAAAGAAAGCAGUUUACACUUUACAAAAAGAACGUUCAAUCCAAGUAAAUCGAUAAAUAAAGGUCAAAAUAUGCAAUAAUAGCCCUUACUGCGUUAGUCACACAGUAGAAAUAUGGUGAUAGAUACUGCAAAUUCAGUCAUUGAAUAUAAUAUGUAAAUCAUUAAAUGAAUUGUGCACAUUUUUCUCUUCUUUAGUUCGCUUUCCCUCGAAAUGUUUUGGCUCAUCUGGAGGCAUGCAGUUAUAUAAGAUAACUUUUACAACUUUCUCCUACCGUUUCAUUAUACAUUUUUGUAUUCUGGUAACGAACCCAUGAACAAUAACGUAUUGAGAGACCUUUCAUUCAUCAUAUUCAGGAAAUUUAACAGAUGAAUAGGUAGUUCAGACAGAGGGAGAAAUAAAUUUAGAACAUAACAAUUAUGGUAUUUUUAGAUCAGAUUAUUGUGUUGAGCACGAUUGUAUUAUUAUUAUUAUUAUUAUGCCAUCUUCGCAUCGUUCUGCAUUCAGUAAAUGUCGGUGUUUUGUUUUGCUGUUGUUUUGCUUUCAUUAGACUUGCAGCAGGAAAGUAUGAAAGUUUAAGUAAAGAAAACCGUACAAGUCCAUUUUGUGUCAAUUUUGAACCACACAUUGCUCAUUUUAUGAUGUUAACAGACGCUUCUUACAAGGCAGCAGCAGCUGCCAAACCAGA
Molecule: messenger RNA, 4093 nt
Organism: Ruditapes philippinarum (Manila clam)
Lineage: Eukaryota; Metazoa; Mollusca; Bivalvia; Venerida; Veneridae
Exons: 2
Coding region: 77-2590 (837 amino acids)
Source: RefSeq, a predicted model, not a curated record